This is a messenger RNA of Ruditapes philippinarum (Manila clam), 3383 nucleotides long. RefSeq lists its product as uncharacterized. Gene Ontology annotation, molecular function: protein binding. The transcript is spliced from 7 exons. The record is from RefSeq and is a predicted model, not a curated record. Lineage: Eukaryota; Metazoa; Mollusca; Bivalvia; Venerida; Veneridae. The coding region runs from base 200 to 1918 and encodes 572 amino acids.
CUCACAUGCAGGCUAUCAACGAGGAAGUACCUUAUUGAACAUUUACAACAAACGUUAGACAUUUAUGUGAAAUAUUAAUUAACAAUGUUAACAAAAUAAAACACAGACUCGGACACACAAAAAUUGUUCAUUUUAUUUGUUUGUUUCUCGUAUUGUUUUCUUUUAAACGGACUGGAUAUAUUCUUUUUGCAAAACUGAAAUGGCUAAUAAUACAUCGAACAGCGGUCAGGAUUUGAAUGAUAAAAUACACAGAAGUCAUUUACGGGCUUUAUUGGGUCGAACUAUUUCAGGGACGAAUCAAGAUUCAGAGGAAGAACGCCAUAAGCAGGGCGGUGAUCCUGGUAAAACUACAAAUAAACUAACGCUUCCACGUCGCAUAAAAAAUAUAACGCCGAAAGUUCGUGACAGAGGAAUGGAAUUUGUGCACGAGACAAAGGAUUAUAAUGUGGCGGAGUUUUACGAGCACUUCAAUAAUGACUUGCCGAAAACUGUGAUGGUGAAUCAAGGAUUCUGUGGCGAGAUAGUAGAGGACACUUUCGACAGAGAGCAGGUUCUUCGUGUACAUGCAAUAUCGAAACAAAGGCGGGUUGUUGCCAAGUUUCAGUACGGGAAUCACCAUAGAUUAAUCAGCAUACCGGUGUCGUAUGAAGAAAAAUUGUGUGUCGUUAAACAAGGCGGAAAACGAAACACAUUACAAUUUUCCAACAACAGCUGGGAAAUAGACGGAAAGCCAAAAGCUAUGUAUAUAAUCUUGAAGGAUUAUACGCUCCCGUUGACCGUCCAGUUUCCGAAGGACCACAGCAUUACAGUGGGUAACCAAACAGUGAGCACCAAUAAUAUCCCGUGCAUGGAACUCGUGCAAACAUUUGAUGAGGUUUACCUGUUGUCAAAUUUUAUAACCGACGGUGUAAUGAGCCAGGAAGUUGUGCACGUACCGCUAUACCUGUCACAACUCAGACUUGCCAUCGUGACAGGGAUUAAAGGUCAAAGUAAGGAAAAAUGGUCCGGCUACCAACAGGAAUUAGACCGUGCUGCGUCUUAUAUAGAAUUUGAUCAAGAAUUUGGAAACCCAAACAUAGCCGAGUACGAUCCAAGUGCAAUCCACUCAGAUGCCACCUAUUCCUAUGUAGAACCGACGGCUUACUCCAACUUUGUGAGCCUUGUUAACAAGUCACCUUUGAAAUCCUUUGAUAAUCUAGCCUACAGCGAGGGACAUAAACAACAUGAGGAUAACCCCAACGUCUAUGAAGAAAUUGACAACACAGCACGACACGGGAAGACGACACACGGGCACUCGACACACGGAAAAAACGAAAAACAUAUAAAGCCUCCGUCAAAUCAGGCGUUAAAGAAAGAACUAGAAACUGUACUAAAGUCAAAUGAGGAACCUGAUACCACACCCCAAUUGACUUCGUUUAAACCACAACCGCAAACGAAAAAUAUUCAUCCGCCUCCCCCUUUGGCACCAAAACCACAAAUGCACCAUGAUUCUAGCCAUGGUUCUUCGCCAGCACUUCCGGAACGGAAAGCGAUUCCUGGCAUUCCGCCAACUGCCCAAACAGGAAACGCUGGGCAUUCACUUUACCAAAACGAUGUCCCGAGAACAAGGAUUUCACCUACGAUGCAGACGACUCCGAAACAAGAGCAUAAACCAUUACCAGUUGCAGAAGAAGUGAAGAAAGUAGUUCGGGAAGUGCACUGUCGCGAUGACGUCGCGAAACUCACUAUUGACGAAGUGACGGAGUAUCUGAGAAGGCUUAACCUAGAAAAAUACGCAAACACUUUUAAGAAUGAGCAAAUUGAUGGUCCCAUGCUAUCUGAUCUAGAUAAAGACAUGCUGAGAGAUGAUUUUGGUAUGAAAGGUGUUGAGGCACUGAGACUAUUAAAAUUUGCGAAAGAAGGUCACGUGCCAAAUUAGAUGAUAAAUGUACUUGAUGGAUCAGAUUCUUUAUUUCAUUUCUUUGAUUUAAGCACGUGUUAUUUACAAUGCCUUCGUGAUCAAUUCCUAAUUUCCUUCACAUCAAAACUUUAAGCGGUGUUAUAAAGCUGAUUAAGAACAAUAUUAUUUCUUAAACAUAUACGAAUUAAGUGACAGUCACAACACAUUGUAUCAAAAAUAAGUGCCCAACAUGUUUCCCAAUAUUACAAACAAUUGUAUCGUGACUACUGUCCAUCUUUAAGACUACAUGUUUUUAGUUAUUCGUUAAUCAGUAAUCGUUUUUAUUAUACUGAUAUAAAUGUAACUUUAAGUGUUCAUUUAGUGUUAUAUGCCUGUAUGACAAUGUGUUUUAUAUAGGUUGUCAAAUCUCUAUGGAUUAGUUGUUUAGUUUGUGUCAUUGACCAUUUUUACUGUUUAGUUUGUGCUAUAAUUCAUCAGUCAAUUAUAAUCCUGUCUCCGGGAAGUGCAGGGAUAGCGAGGGUAGGGGAAAAGGGGAAGGAGAUAUUUCCAACACACAUUACCGGGCCAUUGAGAUGAGCUUGUAAGUCGACAUUGAGGCCUUCAAAGGUUCGGAAGUAAUCAAAAUGUUCCAGAUAUACCUUUUGUGUGAAAGACCGCGGCAGAUGUAAUUGCUUAGAACACUCUUUUUCCUUAUGAUUACUGGUAAAAGGGAAGACUACGACAACAAAUGCUCAGUACAUAUAUAACGGUUAUUUCAUCUUAGAAAUAUUAUACUGUGGAUAGUUAUAUAAUGCAACAAAUAUCUUUCCACUUUGUUUCCUACAUGUAUAAGUAUUUUUUAUCGAACUCUGUUAGAUAUGUCAUAAACUUUGUUUAUACUUGUCAACAAUUCGUCUCGGCUAACUUACUCUAACUUAUAACACUUUACACCACACAGUAUCUGAACUGUAUGACUAUAAAUUGUAGUAUACAAUUUUAUGUUGAAUAAAAUAUAUGUUAUGUAAAGAUAUAGUGAUUUUACACUGGUACCAAAAUAAUAUGUGAAUCUUACAAUACUUUAAAUUAAUGUAACAAUAAAUCUUAUUCUAAUUGUUGAAUAUACUUUUUAACAGAUUUUUAUAAUUCAAUGUAUUUUCGUUUAAGUGAUAUUCAUGUAUAUUUUAGUAUUUAUUGUAAAAAAAUAAUCAGUAAAUCAAAAUAGUGUAAUUUUUUAGAGCUAUGUUAAGGGACUCAAAUGAGUUGGGUUUUUUACAUGAAGGGACUGGGAAAAAAAAUUUUUUGAGACUUGAGAAACAUUUGAUGUAAGUCUGGAUUAAUAACUUGUGAGCAAAAUUUCAGAUCAGUCUAUCAUUGUGUCGUGAACUUUUAACUUACUUGCUAUUUGUGAUUUAAAGUUAUUGUCUUCUAACGCCUUGUCUAAGUAUAAAGAAUUAAUAUUACUUGUCAUUGUAAAUAAAUAAACUAAAACAGAUAACCUUAUAAA